Messenger RNA from Ogataea parapolymorpha DL-1, 1731 nucleotides. RefSeq lists its product as uncharacterized. NCBI's taxonomy places the organism in Eukaryota, Fungi, Ascomycota, Pichiomycetes, Pichiales, Pichiaceae. The transcript has a single exon. The coding region runs from base 1 to 1731 and encodes 576 amino acids. Gene Ontology annotation, biological process: barbed-end actin filament capping. Gene Ontology annotation, cellular component: actin cortical patch. The record is from RefSeq and is a predicted model, not a curated record.
AUGUCGUUUUGGGACAACAACAAGGACUCCAUCAAAGCCGGCAGUCUGGCCGCUCUUAAAGGUGCAGGCCGUGCAACGGUAACAGUGUCAAAGUACGGCUACCAUGCUGGCAAAACGGCCUACAAAAACAAUAGAAACAAGAGUUCUGGACAAGCCGGAAAAAAAGAGGAAGAAGAACCUCAAAGUCCUCCUACUAUCCCACAGACCAGAGAUCCGCACACUUUUGCGCCUCCGCCAAAACAUGUUGCCGUUGCUGGUCAGCCACAGCCCAAUCACCCGCAGCAGUAUGCCCAGGUUCCCGCCCAAGCCGUGAACUACCAACAAACGCAGGUGGCACAGAAUCCUGCUCAAUUCCAGCAGGCGUCUCCACAACAACAGACGGCCUACGUACCUGUCACACAGUCCGUUCAGCCUGCCCAACAAUACGCCCCUCAGCAGCAAUAUCAACAAACUAUGCAAUAUCAACCAGCUAUGCAAUAUCAACCAGCUAUGCAAUAUCAACCAACUAUGCAAUACCAGCCAGCUGUUCAAUAUCAACCAGCUGUGCAAUAUCAACCCCAGACGCAGGCCUGGCCUAACCAACCACAGCCGUUUGUCCAGCCAGCCCAGCCAGCCCAGCCAGCUCAGCCAGCGAUGAUGCAGCAGCCAACACCGCCACCAACGGCACAAGAACCUAUGCAGGCUCUUUCUCAGCAGCCGACCCAAUACGGCGCACCGCAGCCAAUUGCUCAACCGGCUCCUCCGUCACAGCGCCCCGUUCCCCAGCCCAUUCCCCAGCCCACUCCCCAACCCGAGCCGACGCCGUCACCACUUUCAGCUCCACAGCCCACAAGUGAGUAUACUAGACCUGCCAUAAUCUCUCCUCCUCAGAACCCUCCUCCAUACACUGCUACACCAACGGCCCCGCCACCUGCUACCGUUUCUGUUGUGAGCCAGCCUUCUGGCUCGCCCGCAGUAACGCCAGCCCCAACUCAGGUGUAUCUUCCAGAGGCACAGGAACCAGCUGCGCCGAAGAAGAAGAACGGUCUGCCGCCUGUCGAGGAACCAAAGUUCAAGCAUUCGUUGAUGGAUUUCGACCUAUCCAAAUUUGGUCCUCCUCCUCCCAAAGCACACAGGACUGAAGAGGAGCUGCGCAAGAUUGAAAAGGAGCGCGAAAUGAGGAUAAGGCUGCAGAAACUGAAAGAAGAGUCACAGCAGCGAGCAAAGAUGAAUGCACACCAAAAUGUAUCGGCGGUUGCAUCGCCAUCCUCUGCAUCGUCAGUUGUGUCUCCUUCAAGCACAGGCACCAGGCCAGAGCUUCCUUCAAGAGUCAAUUCGGAGUCUACAGAGCAGCCCAAGAAGUUUGAGCUUCCUGACAUCUCGAAAAUACAGCCUCCACCUCCUGUUCCCAAAAAGGAGAGCCAUGAAAACACCGUCAACUCUCCGCCCACACCAUCCACAUCGCGCCCAAAUCUGGCUUCCAGAACGGUGCCUAUACCGCCUCCAACUCUUUCUCGUCCAGAAUCUGGUUCGUCAGCCCCGCCUCCGCCAUCUAAACCAACACAUCUAUCUGCAAAGCCCAAGCCUCCAGUUCCUAAAAAACUGUCAAACUCAGAGGUGGCUGAAGCUAUUGGCUCCAAACAGAAGCCACCAGUUCCUGCAAAGAAGCCUUCUGUGGGGUCUGUGUCCUCAACUUCCAGCCAUAUACAGGAACUGCAAUCAAAGUUGGCUGGUAUGCAUUUCAAUAACUGA